AUGGCACAGCAAACGCAUUACCCCCCUCCGCCCAUGUCGGCGCCCGCCCAUGUUACCUCAUUUCCUCCUCCCCCUCAACCUUCUCCUGGCUUUGCGCCUCCUAAUUUCAGCUAUCCUCCCCCGCCGAGACAAUCCCCUCCUCCAAAUGGUCCUAUGCACGGAACUUAUCCAGGACCCCCACCAUCCGUCAGCCCGCCAGCACAGUCUCCUCCAGUAAAUGAAAUCCAGCAGUAUUCCCAGCAGCAAUAUGUGCAACAGAAUGGGUUGGCCCAACAAAAGCCUAGGACUCCUUCUUUAUCAACGCAGUCUCCCCCACCAGCGGUGCAGUUGUACGGAGCCCCAGCACCGGGACAGUUUACCGGUGCCCAGGCCACCAAUGAAGACAGCGUUGGAACUUUCAAUGGUGGAAGCUACCGGAUCAGCCAUCGCGACUCAAACUCCCUGUUGACUUUACAGCUUGCUGUGGGCUGCCCGUUGACUGCGAAACCAGGUGUCAUGAUUGCAAUGUCCACUACCAUGACUUUGAGAGGUCACGUCUCCUUUGGAUGGAAAAAGCUUAUUGCAGGCGGCGAGAUGUCGAUGUCUCAUUAUACCGGUCCCGGCGAGCUCUUGCUCGCUCCUUCGGUUCUGGGUGAUGUGAUCGUGCUUCGCCUAGACGGUGAACAGGAGUGGAAGAUAGGGAGAGAUGCGUUCUUGGCUUCUACGUCAGGUGUGAAACAUAAAUACCAAGCUCAGAGUCUCGCCAAGGGAGUGUUCUCCGGAGAAGGUCUUUUCAUAUACAAGAUCACUGGGACUGGACUACUGUGGAUGCAGAGCUUCGGUGCAAUCAUCAAGAAAGAUCUCAAGGAUGGUGAGACAUACUUCAUCGAUAACGGCCAUCUUGUGGCCUGGAACUGCAAAUACGAUAUCGAGCGAGUCGCAUCCGGUGGAAUCAUUUCAGGGUUUAGUUCCGGAGAAGGUCUGGCCUGCAAGUUCAAGGGCCCUGGAAGUGUCUAUCUGCAAACAAGGAACUUGAAUGCCUUUGCUAGCCAGAUGAAGGUCAGUACGGCAAGCGGUUAA
This is a messenger RNA of Penicillium daleae, 1059 nucleotides long. Its product is annotated as AIM24 family protein. The record is from RefSeq and is a predicted model, not a curated record. NCBI's taxonomy places the organism in Eukaryota, Fungi, Ascomycota, Eurotiomycetes, Eurotiales, Aspergillaceae. The coding region runs from base 1 to 1059 and encodes 352 amino acids. The transcript is spliced from 5 exons.